Linum trigynum is the source of this 3719-nucleotide messenger RNA. Lineage: Eukaryota; Viridiplantae; Streptophyta; Magnoliopsida; Malpighiales; Linaceae. The record is from the annotation of a GenBank genome assembly.
CGUCAAUUUGGACGGUCAACUCCAUUGACCGUUAGUCAACAUGUCAUGUCAUUGCCUAGUCAGCAUAAAAAUCAUUAAUCAAAUUCAAAUUCAAUUACACCUAAUUAUAAUAAUUAAACAUCAACUUAUAUCACCUUGUCAAGAGAAUUUGGAUAAUUUUAAGCAUAGUAAUUUUGAAGUAGAUUAUGGGGAUACAAAUUACUCCAAGAAUACCAAACUCUCCAACAAAGAGACAAAUAAUGGCCACUUUCCUUGGUUCCUCUCUUAAUCACAUGCAUCGCAUUAUGGGGCAGAUUUGGACUUCACUAUGAACAGUCAUUUUUGGUUCCUUUCUGGCCAUUAUCUCAAGUUUCCCAUCCAACACGUACCCCCAAAAUCUAACAAAUGUGCAAUGAGCCAAUGCUACUUCCAUGUCAUUAUCCCUUCCUUAGCCUUUUGUUUCUUAGGACCUUUUUAAAUUACAAAUUUUGAUGAUGAUAUAGCAUUUGGUGUCAAUACUUAUCCAUACCAGGUUAUGUGUUGGUCGCAAAAGUUAUACAUAAUUGUGUUACUAGAACUAAAUUGACAAGUACAUGAUUUUGAAAUGGUUUGCGGAAUAUAGUUCGUCGAAGAAGUUUUAUCGACGGAUCUUAUAAUUAUGUCAUCCGAUAUGUUAAUCACAUAUAUCUUUCAUAUGUGUACGUCUACAUUACAAUGAUUCAUGUAUUUGAGUGAAAUUUUCUGUAUUUUUUUUUAUGUCCAACGGGAGAAUAAUUUUGCAGCAAUUCAUCUCAAUUAUCAUAAUCACGAGACAGAUUUAGAUUAUCACAUUACAUAUACCAUUUUAAUUUAGUACCAGUUUUCAACAACAAAAAAAUAAAUAAAUAAAUCCAUAGAACAAAGUGAAAAAAUGAUAGCAAACAACAAAACCGACAUUAAAUUCCAAAAUGUGAAUGUGGCAUUAGAGCCCUCCAAAAAAGUCGUUGUUUCUUAACUUGCUUUUCCACUUCCACUACAAACAACUUUUUCUCCGCUUUCUGUUUCCUUCUGUCUUCCAUUCUCACAUCCUUCACUAAUCUUCUCCCCACCAUCCGCCAUCUCCGAAUCCCCGCAAAACCCCAAAAACCAGCAACCCCAUCUUCCACACACAUUCAACUCUGCUCCAGUUCUCCAUCUUCAAUUCCUCACACAACAGAAACAGAGCACUCUGCUCCAGCCAUCUUCAAUUUCGCACACAACAGAAACGGAGCAAUGGCCUCUGCAUAUUCUCGUCCUAGUUCCCAGUGAGACAAAUCCAAGCAAAAGAAAGAACCCAUCCUUGAAUUUGAACAGAAACAAAAAAACAAAAUCAUGGGUCUCUCUCUUUCCCCCUUCUUCUCCAUGGGUCUGCUCUUACUCUCACUAUGUUUGACCCCUCACCUCGCUUCCGCAAACACCGAGCUACGAGCUUUAAUGGAGCUGAAAUCGACACUCGACCCAACCAACAAGCUAUUAAGAUCGUGGAACCCCACCGGCGACCCUUGUACCGGUUCAUUCGAAGGCGUCGCCUGCAACGAGCAUCGCAAAGUUGCCAACAUCUCCUUACAAGGAAAAGGUCUCUCUGGUACACUCUCCACUGCCAUCGCCGAGCUCAAAUGCUUAUCCGGCCUCUACUUGCACUACAAUUCCCUUUCUGGGGAAAUCCCCAGAGAGCUAACAAAUCUCGCAGAGCUUUCUGAUCUUUACCUGAAUGUCAACAAUCUAUCUGGAACCAUACCUCCACAGAUCGGCAACAUGGCAGCCUUACAAGUUAUGGAUCUGUGCUGCAACCAGCUGACAGGGAAUAUACCUUCGGCGAUUGGCUCCUUGAAGAAGCUGAGCGUUGUAGCAUUGCAGCACAACAAGCUAACCGGCGAAAUUCCUUCCAGUUUAUCCAACUCCUUAACUUUGACCAGGCUGGAUUUGGGGUUCAACUCUUUGUCCGGCGGAAUCCCAAUGGGAGUAGCUCAAAUCACGCAACUGGAGCUUCUGGAUGUCAGAAACAAUUCCCUCUCAGGAAUCGUCCCUUCUGCUUUACAGAGAAUGAACGAAAGUUUCCAAUUCGAGAACAACAGAGGUUUAUGCGGAAAUGGGAUUCCGGGACUAAGACAAUGCUCUGCUUUCGACAAUGUGAACAUCAACCAAAUCGGCGGCCAGUCGGGACCUCUAAUAAACGAUACAUUGUCGAGACAAACCCCGGAGGAGAAGCCGGUGAUCGUUGAGCCCAAAUCACAAUCCAAAUCCAAGUCCAAAUCUUCCCUCAAGCUCCCACAGGUCGCAAUAGUCGCCGGAGUAAUAAUCAUCACGAUCUCACUCAUCAGCUUAUGUUUUGUGAUCGUUUUCCGAUACCGGAGGCAAAAACAGAGGAUUGGGAACGUAUCCGAGUCUCCUGACAGCCGCCGUUCGAGCAGCGAUCAGACCAAGAAGGAAUUCCAGAGGGGGAGCAGCAUUUCUCCACUAGUGAGCCUGGAGUAUCCCAAUGGGUUUCAUUUACCGGAAGAAAAUCAGAAUCUCAACAGCUUCAUGUUCAAUUUAGAAGAGAUCGAGUCUGCCACACUCUGUUUCUCUGAAGCGAAUCUGUUGGGGAAAGGUAGCUUCUCCUCUGUCUACAGAGGAGUACUGAGAGAUGGGUCUGUCGUGGCAAUCAGGGUGAUCAACAUGACAAGCUGCAAGUCGGAGGAUUCCGAGUUUGCAAAAGGAAUGAGCUUGCUUACUUCCUUGCGGCAUGAUAACCUGGUCAGGUUGAGAGGAUUCUGUUGCUCGAGGGGGAGAGGUGAAUGUUACCUGGUUUAUGAUUUUGCUCCAAGAGGGAAGCUUUCGAAAUAUCUUGAAGCAGAGGAAGGGAGUGGGUUGGUGCUUGAUUGGUCCACUAGGGUUUCCAUCAUCGAUGGCAUUGCUAAAGGCCUUGGUUAUCUGCACAGAACAGAAGGAAGCCGGCCAGGGAUCAUCCACCGGAGCAUAUCGGUGGCGAAGAUUCUGCUCGACCGACAGUUCAACCCGUUGAUCGCCGAUUCAGGGCUUCCCAAACUUCUAGCAGAUGACAUCAUUUUCUUGACUCUGAAAACAAGUGCAGCAAUGGGGUAUCUGGCUCCAGAGUACAUAACAACUGGAAGCUUCACGGAGAAGAGCGACGUCUACGCAUUUGGAGCCAUCGUCCUCCAAAUCCUCUGUGGAAGAAGCAUGCUCCCUACCUCCAUGAGGGUGGCCGCUGCUUCAUGUCAAUACGAAGAUUUCAUCGACAAAAGCAUACAGGGGAAAUUCUCGGAGCAUGAGGCUGGGAAGCUGGCACGCAUUGCUCUUCGUUGCACUCACGAGCUGCCAGAGGAACGGCCAGACAUGGAAGCAGUGAUUGAAGAGCUGAACAGAGUCCACGAACUUGCUUCUUCUUGAUUUGCAUCAUAUUUGUUUGCUGUACCCUUCAAUGAUCUUGGUGAGAAGAGAAAAAGAUGAAAAACAGAGUUUAGCUGAUGGAUGAAAGAUAGUUUCAAUGUUUAGAUUGGUCAUCCAUCCACGUUAUUAUGUAAAGAGUUGUUUGGAUUGUGCAUUUGUGAAGGUGGAUUGUGCACACAAUUCCGUUUUUCAUACAAAUAUAUCGCUUGGCCAUACAAAAGAUAGGGUUUGCUGCUGUAACAAAAAGUAAAAACAUGAUAUGAUAUAAACUUCUACAAAGCUUCUAGAUUCUUGGUGAAAGAAAACAACGAGAAUAGAGUUUCAGUACAACA